AUGGCUACCUCGACACCAAACCAUACCGCAGUGGCUGCUCCAAAUACGGGAGUAUUGAGUGAUUCAACACCUACAGCAGACCGAGAAUUCAAGUCUGUCGAUACCGACCCGCCAAAUGGGGGUAUUCGGGCGUGGCUUCAGGUUGUUGGUUCUUUCUUUCUCUUCUUCAAUACCUGGGGUCUGAUCAAUUCUUAUGGAGUUUUUGAGACAUUCUACGAGGAAACUCUGCUCCAAGGGAUCGCGCCAUCGACAAUUUCCUGGGUCGGUUCUUUGCAAUCAUUCUUGAUUAUGUUCCUGGGUGCAUUGACAGGACCGAUAUACGAUGCCGGCUUUGUGCUGCCAUUACUGUAUACGGGCUCGUUUCUUGUCGUCUUUGGCCACAUGAUGCUCAUUUUGUGCCGAAGCUUUUGGCAGAUUCUCCUGGCACAGGCAUUUUGCGUUGGCAUCGGAGCCGGUCUCAUUUUCGUUCCCAGCAUUGCAAUUCUUUCGACGUAUUUCACGACAAGACUGCCCCUGGUCGUUGGUAUAGCCGCUUCAGGCUCCAGCAUAGGCGGCGUUGUAUACCCCAUCUUGAUACACAAAUUGCUAGGCAGAGUUGGGUUUGCAUGGGCCAUUCGCGUUUCCGGCUUUGUCGCCCUGUUCGGGCUUCUCAUCUCGUGUCUAGUCCUCAGAGUGCGCAUUCUCCCUGCUAAUCGCCGGAAAUUGAUUGACUGGGUUGCUUUCUGUGAAGCCCCAUACACGCUUUUCAGCAUCGGCCUGUUCCUCUGCUUUAUGGGUCUUUAUACGCCUUUCUAUUACAUCCAGUCCGUUGCGAUCCAGAAUAAGAUAACAUCAGAAACUUUGGCGUUCUAUCUGCUACCCAUCAUCAAUGCAGCAUCGACGUUCGGACGCCUGGCUCCCGGAUACAUUUGCUUAUGGACUGGGCCAUUGAACAUUCUUCCUCCGUGCGCCUUUGCCUCGGGCAUCCUGGUUCUGUGCAUUAUGGCCGUCGGGUCACAAGCGCCCUUGUUGGCCGUUUGUGCUGUGUAUGGGUUCUUUUCGGGGUCGCUUGUCUCGCUCAUGGGCCCUAUUCUUGUCAUGCUUUCUCCGCAUCAUGGGGUCACUGGAACAAGGAUGGGUAUGUGUUUCACUCUAUUGGGGGUUGCUUUGUUAAUUGGGACGCCAAUCGCUGGCUCGGUCUUGGAUUCGUACGGUGCCAAUAUGGUCUGGGUGUAUAGUGGUGUCUUGACACUUUCCGGGGGAGUAGUAAUAGGGGCUGCUCGGAUGAGCCUGGCAUCCUGGAAAUCAUUGCGAUAA
Aspergillus wentii DTO 134E9 is the source of this 1296-nucleotide messenger RNA. RefSeq lists its product as uncharacterized. Gene Ontology annotation, biological process: transmembrane transport. Lineage: Eukaryota; Fungi; Ascomycota; Eurotiomycetes; Eurotiales; Aspergillaceae. Bases 1 to 1296 code for a protein of 431 amino acids. Gene Ontology annotation, cellular component: fungal-type vacuole membrane. Gene Ontology annotation, molecular function: transmembrane transporter activity. The transcript is spliced from 2 exons. The record is from RefSeq and is a predicted model, not a curated record.